CAACAUUGUAAGUCAGCUAUACUUCAAUUAAAAAAAAAAAAGAGAGAUCAGCCAGAAUAAAAGAAAAAUACUAAGGUAUCUAUAUUUUCAUCACAUUAAUGAUGAUUGUGUUUUGGUAUCUAUCCAGUGUUUUCUUUGUACAGAAACAUAUAAAACACCUUCACAAUAAUAAUAAUAAUGAUGAUAAACAGGAUGAGGUACAGGGAGGCAUUGACCUGCCCCCUGUUACCUUGUUAGUUAGCAGAUCUGUGAUCUGAACCCAGGAAACCUGGCACCAGAGUUCAUGCAUGUGGCUUAUACUCUUCACUUUAUAUAUAUUCACCUAAACAUCUUUCCAUGUCACUAAGUAUAUCUCUAUAUACUAGCAUUUUAAAUUGCUUUUUAGUGUUCCUGUUAUAUGCCAUAUUUUACCAUAACUUAUAUGCUUUUAUCUAAGUACCAAAUUCAGCAUUAUCAGUCAUUUACUUUUUCCCAUCUUUGCAAAUUUUAUUCUUAAAGAUAUCUUUGCUCAUCUACUUAGAAUAAAGUGAAAUCUGUGUUGGCUCUCACCUUUAAAAGGUGGCAUUUCUUAGCAACCCAUAUUUCUUCUUGGAGUAAAACCAUCUCACCUUUAUUUUUCAGGAGUGUGGACCAGUGUUGUGUUGGGGAAAGUUUCCCUCCCACGGCUUCUCCCUUCUUCCUGCUGCUCAGUCUGUUCCUGGGGACCUGCGCAAUGCUGGUCAAAGAGACGGGCAUCACGGUGUUUGGCGUCUGCUUGGUUUAUGAUCUCUUUUCUUUAUCCCACAAUCAUGAUAAAUCGAGCAACGGGGUCAUCCAUCAGCGCAACCCACAGCAGCCUGGAAGCUCCCCGACAGCACACCCUUUCCGGGAGAAUGGGAAGCAGCAGCGGUUCCCUCACAAAGGAGCUUGGGGUGGCUGCCAUGCCAUGCCGUCUGAACCCAAGAGCAGUGGAUUCCCCGUGUCUCCUGGAGCUGUGUGGUCCUUGAUGAGGUACUGGACUGGGCUCCUUGACCUUGUGUGAUUUUACCAUCCAGCAUCACCUGUUGCAGGGGGAUCACUGGAGAAGUGAAGCGCCGAGUCAGUUCUUUGUGACACCCCCACUCUUGUCAGCCUCCUUUCUUUUCCCUUCCCCAUUUCCCUUCCUCUUUCUUUCUUCCUUCUCUUCCCUAUCCCGGGUCUUCCGUGUCAUAUCAGAUAAGAAAGGAGUAGCAGGAAGAAGUAGAAGCCCUGCUGGCUGCUGUUAUUUGGAAGGAGAGAUGAGGCUGUGAAGCCUCAGUUAAGCAGUACAAGCAUUCUGCUGCUUCCCUGGGGGAAGAGCCCUGCACAUCAGAGCGCAGGCCCCUCGGUUUUCUUUGGGAGGAGAGCUCUGCCUUCCCCUGCCCAGACUCCCUGCUUCUGGUGUAUGAUAAUGAAAGGUUGUUGCUGAGCCAUGAAAAAUGCCAGGAUUCAUUUUUGGUCUUGGAUUCAAAAAUAGCCUCUGGAGGAGAGGAAUCCAGGGCCAGUGACGAAGCUUGAUCACUCAGAGCUUUUGUAUAUUAA
Odocoileus virginianus texanus is the source of this 1539-nucleotide messenger RNA. The record is from RefSeq and is a predicted model, not a curated record. Lineage: Eukaryota; Metazoa; Chordata; Mammalia; Artiodactyla; Cervidae.